AUGGAGUCAUCUCCACCCAUCGAGGAAAUUCCAGCCGCUUUAGGAAAUAGAGCAAUCAACCAAGCCAUCGGUCUCCCCGAAAAGAUUGAAAUCGACAUGUUCAGCAACAUGGACCGAUUGGAGGAGCCCGAAGAUUUUUGCCUCUGGCUGCGCAACAUGACGCGUCUCUUAAAGACUGCUGGCUUGGACAAGCUAAUCGAUAUCCAUAUCCCAAGACCUGAGGGGCAGAACGAGGAAUCCAAACGCUGGCUGCUCUACUCGAAACUAGUGCAACACUAUCUUUCUGAGAGCGUUGCAGAUGACCUUUUACACGAUAUUGUCUCCCUAGGAAAGCAUAUCAAGCUGGCUGAUGAGUUCGUUGACCAAGCGAAAAGAGCCUUCCAAACCCCAGGUGUGUACGCAGAUCUGGAUGGGAUUGCCAGUAUCUGCUCCAUUCAACUGUCCAACCACAAGACACCCCAGGAUUUCGUAUGGGAGUUCAGAGAGCACUUCAAGCGUCUUUGGAAUUUGAAAAUUGGCAUUCCACCAUACGUUGCAAUCUGCAAUUUAAUCAACCAACUUGACACCAUGGAAACAAAGUUCGUCGUGGCUUUGACAAUUGCGGAUCUACACAAACGAGCAGAAAAGGUGGAUCUGUGGACUCAAUUCAAACAAGUGGACUUCUACGUGGUCUCUUUCAAUAUCAUCCAACGCCUUGAAGCGGAUGCACAAGAUCAGAACAUGCAGGAAUUGAGGUCACCCCCGCAGGAAAAUGUGAAAAACAAGCUCGACAUCGAGUCUUUCGAAAAGAAUCCGCAGGACUUCGAAGCAUCGCUUAACACGUACAUCGUGAAAGCGCCCAUUAUCGACCAGCCUGUUCGAGAGCCAAAAAGGUUCACCAACGCUGAUCGGAAGCACUUCCCUAAAGCCGGGGUCAAUCGAGCGGCCUACGCACAGCAUCUACGUGAAACAUUGGGAGCGUUGCCAAACAAGGAAUGUGCGUACUGUGGACAGAAAUUUCACACCGCUGCAAAAUGCUUUUAUCUCAACCCAUCCUCCCGCCCAAAGCAGUGGAAGCCGGAUCCUAGAAUCUGGGUCUUCAUGUAUGGGGUAGCGGGAGAAGAGGAGGUAUCACCCUUGAAGAUGCUCAUUUCGAGCCCGACUGAAAGCAAGAAAACAUUGUUACUCCCGGAAAGGAAGUCCUCAGAACACUGGACUGAGAAAGGCACAGUGGAGACCCUCAUGGUGAAGAAGCUCAAAGAAGCCCAACUGGAAAAGGACAAACUGGAGACAAUCGCAAUGAAGAACCCCGAAGACAGCUCGCCCGAAAACAAACAAGUGAAAGUGAAGAUGCCAGCUGAAAUUCCGACUGGCUUGAAGCAGGAGAAAGGUGCCAAAGAGGAAGCGGUUGGUGAAGACUCGAUGAUUGAAUCCGUGAACAGAUGUGAUACGGAUUCACCAUUUGUCGGAACUGCAUUUGAUACAUCCAAUUCAUUCACUGCAUCAAAACCCGACUGGCUUGUGGUUCAAGGCCGUGGCUACCAUGUAUGUGCUGAUCUGUCUGUCAUGACUGAAUAUCAUGAAUAUGGGCCCGAUGAUACCCCCUUCAGAUGGACGUGGAACGCUCGGGGACAACGCUCCGAAGCCCAAGCUCUUGGAAAAGGUAAGGCAAGAAUUAGCCUAUUGUUGCAAGACCGUGUCUCAAUCAUGCAACUUCACGUUGAUUGCGUCUACUGCCCAGAUGCCCGGUUCAGUCUUUUCUUCAUCGAAAAAGCCGAGAAGAAUCUCCUUAUCAGAUACAAUGAGGAAACCAAGACCUUACAUGACCUGGAGAAUGAUAUGAGCAUCAUCGGUUUCACGGUGAAUGAGAAGGGCCUUCCGUUCCUGGGUACCUUGAACUCGACCAUCCAAGAAGUCAAUCUGAUGGAUAUGGAUUAG
Molecule: messenger RNA, 1917 nt
Organism: Penicillium longicatenatum
Lineage: Eukaryota; Fungi; Ascomycota; Eurotiomycetes; Eurotiales; Aspergillaceae
Exons: 1
Coding region: 1-1917 (638 amino acids)
Source: RefSeq, a predicted model, not a curated record